Molecule: messenger RNA, 999 nt
Organism: Dictyostelium purpureum
Lineage: Eukaryota; Evosea; Eumycetozoa; Dictyosteliales; Dictyosteliaceae
Exons: 6
Coding region: 1-999 (332 amino acids)
Biological process (GO): endoplasmic reticulum to Golgi vesicle-mediated transport; vesicle fusion with Golgi apparatus; retrograde vesicle-mediated transport, Golgi to endoplasmic reticulum
Cellular component (GO): endoplasmic reticulum-Golgi intermediate compartment; ER to Golgi transport vesicle membrane; endoplasmic reticulum membrane
Molecular function (GO): SNAP receptor activity
Source: RefSeq, a predicted model, not a curated record
AUGGUAUUAUUUGCAAUUCUUUGUAGAGUCUCAGAUGGAUUAAUUUUAUCAGAAUCAAUGGAUACAUUAAAUCCUACUUUUGAUAAAUACAGAUUACAAGCAAAAGUAAUCUUUGGUAAAUUAUCCAGGGUAUCUGAUAAAGCUGUAACCAUUGAUGUCAACGAUAAAUAUUAUUUUGCCUAUAUUAUUGAACAUGAAAUUUGUUAUUUAUCAUUCUGCGAAAAAUCAUACUCCAAAAAACUAACAUUUAAAUUUUUAGACGAAUUAGCAAAAGAAUUUUACAAUACCUAUGGUUUUGAAGUACCAACUGCCAAAAGACCUUACCAAUUUAUUGCAUUUGAAUCAUUUAUAACCAAAACUAAAAAACAAUAUCAAGAUACAAGAACUCAAAAAAAUCUUUCAAAUAUCUCAACAGAAUUAGAAGAGGUUAGAAAUAUUAUGACAAAGAAUAUUAAAGAUAUUGUUGGAAGAGGUGAAAAAUUAAGCGAUAUUAAUCAAAAAUCAGAAUUACUUUUAGCAGAUUCAGUAAAAUAUGAAAAACAAACUGUAGCAUUAAGUUCAAAAUUAUUCUUUAAAAAAUAUGGUCCAAUUCUUAUUAUAGCAAACAGUGUAAAAGAAGUAAAUGAUUUCAUUAUAAGAUAUUUUGAUGACAAUCCUCACUAUUCAAGAAUUCUAUCAUUUCAUGUUAUUGCAGGUGGUGCAUCCCAUUUAGGAUAUCAUUUAAGAUUAUUAAAUGAAAAUAGAAAAUAUCAUUAUUUAUUAAAUUGUAUAAAAGGUGUUGUUAUAGAUAGCGGUCCAUUUUCAAAUGCAAAAACAAUUUCAAAAAUAUUUAAAAAGGAUUUACUCAAUUCAGGAAACUUUGCCCAAUAUCUAUUAUCUUUAUUUUUACCAAUUUUUAUACCAGUAUGGAUGUAUUAUGAAAAAUAUGACUACCCUUAUUUAAUAUCAUGUAAUCAAAUCAUUUAUAAAGACUUUAAAGCAAAGAGGAAACCAAUUUAA